AUGUCUGUUGGUGGACCAACUUUAAAGUUUUCAAAUGGCGUUGAGAUGCCACAAGUUGGAUUGGGAACCUGGCUGUCAUCACCGGAGGAAGUGAAGAAGGCAGUGAAAUUUGCUGUCAAAAGCGGCUAUCGUCUUAUUGACACGGCAACAUUAUAUGAGAAUGAAGCUGCCAUUGGUGAAGCCGUUCAGGAACUUAUAAAUGAAGGAGUUGUGAAGCGAGAGGAUCUUUUCAUUACAACAAAGGCGUUUGUUAAUCAAUUAGCUCCUGAAAAACUGGAAGAAGCUCUUCGUGCUUCACUGAAUCGUCUGAAGCUUGAUUAUGUUGAUUUGUAUCUUGCACAUAUGCCAACUGCGUUCAAAGAAGAUAUGUCGGAUAAAUUGGACAUUCCGGUUGAACAAAUUUGGAAAGGAUUCGAAAAAGUUUACAAAUUGAAGUUGACGAGAUCAAUUGGAUCGGGCAGUAUUCCAGUUCAUAAUUCGCAAGUCGAACUUCAUUUAUACUUCCCACAACAUGAACACGUGAAUUUCUGCAAAAAGCACAAUAUUAUUGUGACUUCCUAUGCUACUCUUGGUAGUCCAGGAAGAAAGGAAGCGGUUUUCCCAGGUGGCAAACUUUUAUGGGCCGAGGCUCCAUCUGACUUGGAAGAUGUGAAUGUGAAAAAGCUUUCUGAGAAAUACAACAAGACACCUGCUCAAAUUUUGCUACGUUACGCGAUUGAUCGUGGAAUUGCUAUCAUUCCGAAAUCGACGAACGAGAAGAGAAUUAUUGAAAACUUCCAGCUUUUUGAUUUUAAACUAUCUCAAGAUGAAAUUAAUUUUUUGGAAUCUUCGAAAAUAAAUCAAAGACUCUUCCUUCAUCAAUUCAUGGCUUGCCACCCAGAAGACGGAUUCAAAUCGGAGAGAUAA
Messenger RNA from Caenorhabditis bovis, 906 nucleotides. NCBI's taxonomy places the organism in Eukaryota, Metazoa, Nematoda, Chromadorea, Rhabditida, Rhabditidae. The record is from the annotation of a GenBank genome assembly.